Molecule: messenger RNA, 1248 nt
Organism: Effrenium voratum
Lineage: Eukaryota; Dinophyceae; Suessiales; Symbiodiniaceae
Source: the annotation of a GenBank genome assembly
AUGACCUUGAACCAUCCUGGCCAAACCUUGCUGUAUAUCAAAGUGGCGGAGUGGAUCUUCACAGCGCUGUUCACAGCGGAGCUGGUGCUGCGACUCAUCGCCGCAGGGCCACGCCUCUUCUGGAGUGAAGAUUGGAUGUGGGCAUUUCUGGACCUGAUCAUUGUGCUCUUCUCUCUCUGGGAGGUGGUGGUCCAGUUGGUCUGCGGCAUCGAUGGCGGCUCCUGCAACUUGCAAGGCGUCUCAGGCGUCACCAGCCUGAAGACCAUGCGCAUCAUCCGCAUCACGCGCCUUGUGAAAACGGUGCGCUUGGCGAAGGUCUUCAGAUUCGUGAUGGCUUUUCGGAUGCUUAUCACCUCCAUCAUGCACACACUGAAGUCCCUAUUUUGGGCCUUGGCACUGCUGAUCCUCAUUGUGUACAUAUUCGCUGUACUUUUUACGCAGGCUGUCAACGAUUAUUUGAGUGAUUCCGGGCCCAUGAGCCAGCGGGAGUUGGACAACAGCCAGCGGUACUACGGCAGCAUGAUGCAGACCAUGCUCAGCCUCUUCAUGAGCAUCACCAGCGGGGUGAGCUGGGAAGAGGUGCUGGCGCCUCUGCAGGCCAUCUCCAUGGCAUGGGUCUUCAUCUUCCUCUUCUACAUCAGCUUCGCGUAUUUCGCGGUCCUCAAUGUGGUGACAGGCGUGUUUUGCCAGUCCGCCAUAGAUGGAGCUCAGAACGACCACGCCACAAAAGUCCAUUCGAUCUUGGCCCACAAGGAAGCGCACCUGGAGCAGAUCCGUAGGCUCUUCAGCAAGCUGGACGCGGAGGACUCAGGCAUUAUCACCUACGACAUGUUCCAGGAAAGGAUCAACAGCCCAGCAGUGCGCAACUUCUUUGCCACCCUUGGGCUAGACAUUUGGGACGCCUGGUCCUUCUUCAAGUGCCUUGACUUGGACGCUGGCGGCGCGGUAGAAAUUGAGGAGUUCCUUAUGGGCUGCUUGCGGCUACGAGGCCAGGCGACUGCUAUAGACGUGGGCAAGAUCAUCAGCAACCAGACCUGGCAGCUGAGAAACCAGGGCCACUUCCAGGCCUACAUUGAGGUGAAGCUUCAAGAGCUCACAAGUCAGAUGGCGACCUUGACGGGGGUGAACGGCCUGAGCGAUGAGCAGAUGGAGAUGAUGUUCGCAAAACAUGGGGAUGAGAGCCCGGAGGACUCGGUGAUCAACCUGUCCAGGAUGUCCGAAGGCGAAGACCCUUUCGAAGACGGCUGA